AAUGAAAUGGCAGCAGGCUCCCUGACUGGGGCAAAAAGCUCGAGGGUUUGUGCCCACAGCAAAGAAAGCCUGAAAGGUGAGGGGCACUGCUCACCAACUGACAUGGAUGGGACCUCACCAAAAAGUCCUCCCUGUGAAGAGAAGUUUAAAAAUACAUGUGUAGAAGAGAAGCUGGGAGAAGAAAUAGCCCCUAGAAAAAAGUUGCUGAGAAGUCAUCCAUGGGCCUCGUUAGAAGACUCUAAAGAGUCCGGUGGCAAAAUAGUCCCCCUCGGUGCUGAGAACCACGGCAAGGUUUUGGAAGAGAUCCCAAGAUCCAACCUAAACUAUGUUUCAAACGAAAGAAGCGGCGAUGGAGAGCUCCCAAACGUAGCGGGUACCCGCGUGCUUUCAGCAGCUCUGCAGGACUGCCAGGCUGUGUCUGAGGCAGGGGCUUCCCCAGGACUGCAGGGUGAUCCACCAGCCACGCUCCCCCCUCCUCUGAGCUCCCCGUCAGCCAGGGGCACAGGGCCAUGCCCAGGCUGGGGGGUUUGCAGGGCAGCACGGGUGCCUUACAGAUCAGCUGCACGGAGCACGGAGCAGCAGACAGGAGGGAACGGAGCGCCAGGACACAGCAGCAGCUCGUGCGCUUUGCCAGGAGAACGAGGCUUCAGGUUCAAAGAGACUCCACCAAAUAGAGGAGCAUCAAGUAACUAAACAAAAGAAGUAUGAAAAGAUAGAAGUGCAUCCAGUCAGACCAGGCCCACCAAGAGAAAGCAAAAAUCACACCCAGCAUGUUGCACAGUUCUGAACUCUUAGGCAGCUCUUCAAAUGAGUUGGUGACAUCUCGAAAUAAGAAGUUUGAAGGUCCUUUAGAGGAGACUUUUGCUGUCAGAAGCAGUGAAAGUAAACUAUGUAGCACUUUACAAGAAGUUAAAAGGCCAAAGAUUACCACAGAUAUUAUUAGUUCACAGUUUUUGAAGACUCAGGAUUCAGAAAUGGAAAACCUGAACCUUAAUUUAGGGUAUGAUGGAAUCCCUGGUGCCUUUGGAACUACAAAUAAACUAGGAGGAACUACAAAGAAACUAGGAGGGCCUCUUCCACUAAGAAUACAACCUGGAAGGACGUGCAAAAAGGUUCCCAUAUUGCAUCAGCUAAAAACCAUUAGAAAACUCAGAACAACCAGAAGUCCACCUAUCUUCGAGUUACCCCUGCAAAUAUUCCCCAAGCAGGAAAACACACCUCUGGAAUCUUUGUACUUUCCAUGUAAAUCAUCGGCAAAGGAAAGGGAAACAGCCUUGAGAUUUGCUCCUGUGCCAGGAGGGCAGAGGGCCAGGAGGGGCAGGUUGUUGAACAGCUUGAAAUUUCGGAAAUGUACCAAAGAGCCAGCGUUGCUGAGCAAGUUGUCUGCCAUGGCCAGCAAGCUCCUGGCCCCUGCCAAGGGCGUCUGUGACUUCCAACCUCGGCCAUACUCCUCUGAAAUGCUUCCUGUGGGUGACAGGUACAGCCACCAGAGAUCGAAAAAUCUCUUGGAAGCCUUUUCUUGCAUUAACAGGAACGUUCACUCACGCUGGGCUGGCAGUUGGUGCACCAAGAUGUUCAGCUUUCAGCCAUUGGCACUUUAUCCCGUAGAAACUACCAAAAUACUUUUUUCAGACUUAAGCCACAAGCCUCCAACCUCUUUGUCGGACACCCCAGUUUUCCCGAUUUCUUUCCACAUCAAAUUGGACUCCAGUCCCGUGACAGACCUCCCAGGGAUUACAUCCCAGCACUCUGGACAUCACGGGCCCGCUUCUGGAGAAACACCAGCGCCAGCUUCCAAGUGGACUUGGUCUUUUCUCCUGUCCCAAAGCUGUUCAGAUACGACAGCCUUCAAGGAAGAUUCUGCUCUAAAUACUGAGCUUGGUUCUGCUCACUCUGUAACGACCCCAAGGACUGUGGCUCCUCAUCCUGACCCUGGAAGAAACGCUGUAGCUGAGAGAAGAGGAGGUUGUUCCAGGCUUGGCCUUCACACAGUGUUAGCACUUUCUUCCCCUGGAUGUUACAGGAUUUGGACAAGAAGAAGAAACUUAAGCAGUCCCAUUCCUACCAUCCAGAGACUAUUUAUAUCCCAGCUGGCACAGGGUUUGAAAGGGGCAAGGUAUCCAAGCUGUGUGCCCGCUGACCUCGCCUCCUCAUUGCCAUACUCCCUGGGCAGGGUCCUCUCCAUAUGGAGCCAGCACGGUCCUUCUGCCCGUCCUUCCGAAAUCCCUCCUCUCCAUCCCAAUCACUGCAAGUGGCAGCCAAGUGUGGGCAUCGAGAACAGGUAAAACCCAUCAACUUCUUUCUGAGGUUAAAUCUGUGCAGGCUAUGCCAUGUUCCCACACUUCCCUGCCCAGAGCAUGGCAGCACUGCAGACUGCAGGUGCCACACGCCUGGAAGCUUCACUCCCACUCCCGUUCCCAAAGCCUCCCACACCUGCAGAGUCGCCGCCAGCCCCCCCAGGCUUUCAGCGGCCGAGCUGCAGGUCCGUGCCCUGGAUGAAGCCGAUGCUCCCGUUCCAGCCUGCCUGAGAUCCCAGGAUGACACAGAAAUGAAAAAAACUGAGCCAGAAAAGAGGCCAAAGAAAGUCUCAGAGAUCCGAAUCAGGAAAACUGUCCCCAAGCCGGACACUAACCUUACUCCCAUGGGACUGCCCAAACCAAAAAGGCUUAAGAAGAAAGAAUUUAGUUUAGAAGAAAUUUACACCAACAAGAACUACAAGUCCCCUCCUCCAGCCAGGAGCUUGGAAACAAUCUUUGAAGAGCCCAAGGAGAAGAAUGGCCACCUGAUUUCUGUCAGCCAGCAGAAGAGAAAGCGCAUUCUCGAGUUCCAGGACUUUACCCUUCCCCGGAAAAGGAAGACACGAGGCAAAGUCAAAGCAGUGGGUUCUUUCACCCGAGCCAAGAGGGCUGCCCUGCAGAGCGCAGAGCUGGAUGUGCUGCUGAGUGAGAAGCUGAUGGCCCUUGAAGCCUUUUUUGCAGAGGAGGUGGAGCAGGAGCAGGAGCAGCAGCAGGAGCAGGAGCAGGAGCAGGAGCAGGAGCAGAAGAAGGAGCAGGAGCAGGAGCAGGGGCAGGAGCAGGAGCAGGAGCAGGGGCAGGAGCAGGAGCAGGAGCAGCAGCAGCAGCAGGAGCAGGAGCAGGCCUCCAGCAGCUGAGGGAGCCACCGAGCUGGGAGUGGGCCAGUCAGCCUCGGGAGUAUUUUCCUCUGGGGAGAAAUCUACUGACCUCUUCAUGCAUUGCUCUCUUCUAACAUCUGAUAAUCAGUUCUUGGCUGUGACCCUCUUUAAGGUGCUAUUUUUUGUUUUUUAUUUUUUUUUAAAUGCUAUUGGAGGGAUUCUUUGACGUCCCUGUUGGAGUGUAACACAGCCACAUAAAAUUUACCCUUCCUUCCUCUGGAAAAUACUGCUUAUAUUUAAUUAAUUAUGUUAGAACACCUUUUGGGGGUAGAGUAGGAGUGUAAAGGAGGAAGUAGUGCACUUUCAGUGAUGCUAGAACUCUGUACUCCAGAUCAUUUGCACAUUUGAGUCUGCUGGUGUUACUGUAAGGAAUGGCUAUUUUGAACAACCUGACAGAAGUGAUACGGUGUUUGAUAAAGGUGAAUUCUUGAUAUACCACUAAUUUUUUAAUAAUUAAAGUAGCUGUCUGGGUUUGCAUUCAAUUGUUUCUUCCUUCUGUUAACUUAAAAGGUUCCUUCUGAGUUUCUGUGCCCUUCCUGGCUUCAGGCAGCAGAAGCCCCACAUAACUAGACUUUAUAUACCUUGCACUUUGUAUAUGUUUCUUUAUUUGGUGCAUGAGGACACCUUUUAACAUUAUUAAACUCAAAAAAGGGUAAUGUUUUAAGGAAAAAUGGUGCCCAGUAUUACUUUUUCCCAAAUAGUAGAUUUUUUUACUUACUUGGCUGAUGCCAACCUCUUCUCCAGAGGAAAAGCCCACGAGGAUGUUAAACUGCAGGGUACAUAAGCAGAGAUUUCUGUUUAACUGACCUGCUGCAUGGAGAGAAUACCAGCAGAAUCUUUGAGCCUUGCUUUUAAAUUAUUUUAAACCUAUAAAAAAUAUUAACUGGAUCUGAAUGUCAGCAAGAAAUGGUGUUUUCCAUCUCGAGGGGUUUUUUACCACUGUAGAUUUACAGUUCCUGUAGCUCUUCACUGAGUACUCUCUGUGCACACUGUUGGCCGUAACAGUGGUUGUACCAAGAGCCUCCUGGCACGUGGACAUUUCUGAUGUGAGGCCAAUUGUCAUCACCUGGUGCAGCUCUGGGCAAUUUCUCAGCUCUACCUUGGGAAGGAAGAGAGCUCCCUUCUGGCAUAACUUGUGUUUCCCUUGCUUGCAGCAUCAUUCCAGGUGAAUGCCAGCUGCAGUUCAGGUCAUUUCUGUCCCUUAGUGCCUAGAGGAGUUGUUCAGGCAAAGCUGUCAUUCCUGGGAUGCUCAAAUUGAAUUAGUCUCUUCUUUCUUUCACUUGAACUUGCACUUUCUUAUUUACCUGCCCAUGUAAUAGAGUUUCUAUUGACCUUCAAAUUGAGCAAAUAUCUAGUGGGUGGGUAUUUUUUAUGAAGUCCCAGUAAAUGCAGGACUGAAGAUAAUAAUGGUAUCUUCUGUUGCUCUACCACUUCUGUUACUGACCAAACAGAAAACUAAAAAUGAUCAAGCAAUCUGUUGAAUUUCAGAGCUUUCAAAGUAGAGAAAUGGAAGAGGAUUAUUACACUGUGUGUGCCUGAGUCUUGAAAGAAAUCUAAUCUGGGUUGGUUUUGCUCCCAGCUUACGUGCUGGGAUUCCCAAAGGUUUACAUUCUUGGUUUUAAGGGUAAUUAUAAUCUUUAAUCAGGAAGACUGAAGAAAAGAGAGGAGUGCACACGUAGAGGAGUAGGGUUUGGAGUUUGAGGGUGAAGUAACAAGGCAGGCAAACUUUGAACAUAUUGACGUACUAUUUUUCUGGUUAAGCUGUUAGGCUGCUGUAGAACAUUCUAACUGAUCCUCUUUAUUUUUGUAAAAAGAAAUCCCUAAAAAACAAAGGUUGACUGCCUCCUAAAAAAAAAAAAAUGUUUGAAACUUUCCCUAUCCUGGUUUAUUAGCCCAAUUAUGGACUGGUUGGAAGUGGGAGCAAGAGUGAGAGAUAUAUUUUUAUGGAUUUAUGCUAUAGAAUGGGGUUGUUGGAGAACAUUCAUUCACCUUCUAUUAAUAUGGGAGGCUUCCAGUGCUGUGACAUAACUGAGCUGUAACCUUAGUGAGGGCUUUAAGGAAAUAAAGAUAUGGGUGGGGAGGGAAGAAACUUGGGUCCAGGAAAAGUUCAGACCUCUAAUGUACUUCAAAACACGGAAUGUGUUGGGAUUGGUUGGUUUGUUUGGGGUGGGGGUUUUUUAUCUGCCUCUCUGUUCUGUCUUGUCUCUGAUUGCUUUGAAAGAACAUUUCUUAGCUUGCUUUCUACAAGCUACAGCAGAGAGAGCAAAGAGAACACUCAAUUCUCUCUGGUUUACAGUAAUGGAAGGAGUUACAAAAUGUUGCAGUUGCUUUAGCCUGUCCCAGACCUGAGUUUGUGGCAACCCAAAUAUCCAGCAUUAUUCUCUUUUGGUUCAGUGUCUGUAUGAUGAUGUGAGCUAAUGGAGACCAAGCAGCAAACAGGUGUCAGUUGUGCUUGUGCACUUUUUUCUCUUCUCCUUUCCCCCCUCUGUUCCUGUUUCCAGCACUCCUGGAACAGCUGCUCCCUGGAGCUGCUGCUGGCACACUGGGACUGGGAACUGGGCAAAAGCUGGGCAUCAGCCACUCUGAGCUGCUCCUGUCACAGAGAACUGAAAGAAAAAAGGAGAGAGGUGCAUCUUUCGGGGUCUUGCCUCCAUCCCUAGCUGGAGGAUAUGGGCAUUUGCCUUUUCAUCAGGUGAAUCCACUCCAAUGAGGACUUUUUUGUAUCACCGUGGAAAGACCUUGUACAUCUUUGCUCUCAGAGUGAUGACCAGAGCAGCUUGAGAAGAUGCAAAGCUUUUGCCACGUCCUGUCUCUCAGUAGUAAGUUAUGCAGAGCCAGGCAGCUCUUUGCUACAUUUGCUGAUUAUGGGAGAUAGAAAGAUCACUUUCCAAGAAAAAAAGAUGUUAUUUUCAUCAUGCUAUGACUGGAGCAGCUGAGGCUCCCUAAUGUGUGGUACAGCAUUAGCCUGCCUGGCCUCUUGGCUGUGUACAUUGGAGUUCUGAUGAUUGCUGGAUGUGAAUUCCUGCAAGCAGUUCUCACUGUAUUGGAUUUCAGGUGGGCCUUUGGGAUAUUAUGUUCCAGGUGCUUUUCUAGCAUAUGGAUGGUAACUGUGGAUUGAAAAUCUGUAUGAUGCUAUCAAGUUAACAAAUAGCUCCAUGAGAAUCUGUACACUUGUGCCAUUAGCCUCCAUCAUGCUCUUGGCAUUUUGUUUCUGUUCAAUAUUGUGUGAAUCUAAAAUUUUACUGUUUCUUUUGUGUGUGUUUUUAAUUUAUGGAAAUAAAUUUUUCUGAGAACCUUUCA
Messenger RNA from Myiozetetes cayanensis, 6472 nucleotides. It is a transcript of the gene PRR14L, whose product is annotated as proline rich 14 like. The coding region runs from base 2186 to 3151 and encodes 321 amino acids. The transcript has 6 exons. NCBI's taxonomy places the organism in Eukaryota, Metazoa, Chordata, Aves, Passeriformes, Tyrannidae. The record is from RefSeq and is a predicted model, not a curated record.